Molecule: messenger RNA, 2438 nt
Organism: Anarrhichthys ocellatus (wolf-eel)
Lineage: Eukaryota; Metazoa; Chordata; Actinopteri; Perciformes; Anarhichadidae
Gene: aaas
Product: achalasia, adrenocortical insufficiency, alacrimia
Exons: 17
Coding region: 179-1741 (520 amino acids)
Biological process (GO): nucleocytoplasmic transport
Cellular component (GO): nuclear pore
Molecular function (GO): protein binding
Source: RefSeq, a predicted model, not a curated record
UGUAGUCCGCACGGCGCGAUUAACUUGAAGUAUGCUUCGAGUACGGAACCGUGAAGUGUCAUAACAGCGUAGCGUGUACUUCUAUUCGGUUGUUUGGAAACACAACGCAAGAUAAUUGACUUAAGUCUAGAGGACACACUACAAGGCUCCAGUGGUCCGUGUUUCCACCGUGUUGAAGAUGUGCUCUCUGGCGUUGUUCCCCGCUCCGCUGCCCUCCGGACAGACCACUCUGUGCGAGUCCAACAACGAGCUGCUGUCAGGAACCGCCACAGACCACCGACUGAAACAGGAGUCUAGUCCUCUGGGUUUGUAUUUCCCACGAGAGUCUCUGAAGCUCCACUGUCGCACAGAAAGCAGCAGCAAGGCGGCCUUCCUGGACCACUCUGAGACACUGUGGAUGAGGAGUGCAGCAGCCUGGCGGGACGGUGGUUUCACAGGACUACUCGAUGAAAUUACCAACUCAAAUACAGAAGUGCCUAAAUGUCUGUCAGUGAGUUCUGGUUUUACACUGGCGUUGCUGCGAUGGUUCUCUUCCUUUCACGGCUCCCUGUUCCCUCAUCUCACAUUGAGCAGUGACGACAUGCACGCUGAGUUUUCACAAGUGCUGAACUGGUCUGACUGUGUGGUGCGAGCCUUUGCCUGGCAUCCCCAUGCAGAUAAGUUUGCUGUAGCCCUGCUGGACGAUUCCAUUAAGAUCUACAACCCCAAAAGUGCCACCACCCCCACUCUGAAGCACCGUCUCCAGAGGAGUGUUGCAGCAGUGCAGUGGAAGCCGCUGUGUGCGUCCGCCCUCGCUGUCGCUUGUCAGAACUGUUUGCUGGUCUGGCACGUGGACCCCUGCUCGCUGUCGACCAGGCCUUCGUCCGGUUGUGCUCAGGUUCUGUCUCAUCCUGGUCACUCUCCUGUCACCUCCAUCGCCUGGUCUCCAAGCGGGUCUCUCCUCGUGUCGGCCUCGCCCAUGGACACCGCCAUGAUGGUUUGGGACGUUGCUUCAGAAAGCGGUGUGCCACUGCAGCGUGUUGGAGGAGGCGGGGUCACCUUCCUGUCCUGGUCCCCUGAUGGCAGCCAUGUCCUGGCCUCUACACCGUCGGCCCUGUUCAGGGUUUGGGAGACCAGGAUGUGGACCUGUGAGCGUUGGCCGUGUGUGAAAGGGCGCUGCCAGUCCGGCUGUUGGAGUCCAGAUGGGAGUCGACUCCUCUUCGUCGUACAGGGAGAGACGGUCAUCUACGCUCUGACCUUCAGUGAUGCAACAGCAGGCGUACCUACAUGCACAUCUAAGGGGCCUCAGGCAGCAGCAGUGGUGGCUGACCUAUCAGAGACCACCUUUAACACUCCAGACGGAGACAUCAUUGUUGGUGGAGAGAUCCAGUCUUUAUCCUGGGACCCAACAGGAGAGAGGCUGGCAGUGCUUCUCAAGGGUGAUCCACAGGCAGCAGACCGGCCUGCAAUCAUAGCCGUGUUCAAGACGAGAACCAACCCCAUUUUUGAGCUUUUACCUUGUGGUUUUGUUCAAGGGGAGCCUGGCGCAGAGCCGAGACUGAUGCAGUUCCACCCAAACUUCCAGCACGGAGCUCUGCUCACUGUGUGUUGGUCCAAUGGAAGAAUUACCCACGUGCCUUUCUACUUCCUGAGUGCCGGCGUCCCACAUUUCGGCUUCAGCGGCAGUCCGUCACUGCCGCGCCCUCAAGAGCGGCCUGCAGACUUUGCCAAUCAGUCGCUCUUCACAGAGCUCCUCUCGUGACCGACCCUCACCCACCAGCACGCGCCCACAAGUCAUUUCUGUUAUUAUGAAUUAUCAAUAAAUGUGUAAAGUUACUGCUAAACUGAGACUUGUUUGCCUAUAUUGUUUAUAUCACUUGAACCAAAUAGACACCGUUGUGAGAAAGCUGAAACAUUUAACCUUUAAGUUAAAAGACUACUCCGAUGAUUUACGCAUUACAUUUUUAUAACAUCGUCUCAAUGGACAGCUUGUUAAUUGAUGCAGCAGAGACGUCUGCAUCGUCCAAAUCUUUUCUUUGUACUAGUUGUUAGUGGGUUUUUAUUGUAGUGUGUUCACACUGGAAACGUGACCAAAGAUAGUAUUCACAAAGGAGAUAGAAUAAAUACGAAAUCUGCUCAAUUCUCCCACAAUGCAAUGCACAUAAGAAAUGUAGGAGCUAAUAUAUUGUGGGUGGUCUUGAACCGGCUACAAAAUAUCUUGGAAUAUCUUUUUAAAAAGUCACACAUUGACAACCAGUGUGACUGUGACUAAAUACUGAUGAAACAGUAUUUUUGUUGUUUUAGAAUUAUGUUGUAUGGAUUUGUUACAGCUUACUUUUUUUAUUCCAUGCAUUCAACUACAUUACCAACAAUGCAACUCAACCGCCAACAGCUCGGUCUAGCAGCUAAUGUCGCCUCGAGCUGAAAUGAGGAGCAGCUACAGAGUUCUGGUUCGAUCA